UUGGCAGCCAGUCACGUGCCUGCAGAGUCGUCCGCUGAUUGGCUGGCCGGCAGGCGCGCGCUCCCGUGCACGUCAGUACCUGUGGAGAAGACGCUGAUUGACCGUCGCGCGCAUUAGAGCCGCCAUGGAGUUAUUAACUCGAUAUCUGGACAGGAGCAACUCGGUCAGCUCAACCACAACUGUGGACUUGAUCAAAGAGGAGAGGCUGAGGGAUGAUUUGAAGUAUUACUUCAUGAGCCCGUGUGAGAAAUACAGGGCAAGAAGACACAUCCCAUGGAAGUUGGCGGUCCAAAUCCUCAAGAUAGUCAUGAUCACCACACAACUGGUUCUGUUUGGCCUCAACAACCAGCUGGUGGUGUCCUACAAGGAGGAAAACACCAUGGCCCUGAAAAACUUGUUCCUGAAGGACUAUGGCGGCGUGGACGAGGACGACUACUGCGUGGCCGUCUACACGCAACAAGGCGUCUAUGACAGCGUCUUUCAUGUCCUGGAGCAGUACAGCCAGCUGGGCCGCUUGGCUGUGGGUCCCAUCAGUUACGCUGAGGAUGAUGAGGGCCACCUGCUGCCUUUGGUCAUCUGCAAGAACCUCUACAGGAGAGGCAGCGUCCAGCCUUCCAACCAGGCCUACGACAUAGACGCUCAAUUGGAGACAAUUUGUUUAUCACUCGAUCCAAAGAGGGCACAUGAAUGGAAACGUUCCAACGCUUCCUUUUUCGACCUGGACUUCUACAGGUUAGUGGACUUCAAAAUAAACUUCAAUGUUAAAGGCAUCAACCUCCAGACGGUUCGCUCAAGAGAGUUACCGGACUGUUACUCUUUCUCCGUUACGAUCACUUUUGACAACCAGUGUCACAGCGGAAAGGUGAAAAUUUUUCUGGACAUCGAUGCCCAGAGCAGCGCGUGCCGAGACUGGAAGAUAUCUGGAACAGCCCAGAAAAACACGCACUAUCUCCUGGUGUUCGACGCCUUCGUCAUCGGGGUGUGCGUCACCUCCGCUGUCUUGUGCACGCGCUCCAUCGUGCUCGCCGUCAGCUUGCUGCAGAGAUUCUCCAGAUUCCUCCAUGACAACUACAACCGCAAAGUGUGUGAGGACGACCAGGGGGAGUUCCUCAAUGGCUGGUAUGUGCUGGUCAUUGUCAGCGACCUCUUGACCAUCGUGGGGUCCAUACUGAAGAUGGAAAUACAAGCAAAGAGUCUGACCAGCUACGACGUGUGCAGUAUAUUUCUGGGAACGUCCACCUUAUUGGUGUGGGUCGGUGUGAUCAGAUAUCUGGGCUACUUCCAGAAAUACAAUGUGCUGAUCCUGACCAUGAAGGCAGCCUUUCCAAAGGUGCUGCGUUUCUGCUGCUGUGCAGGCAUGAUCUACCUGGGAUACACCUUCUGUGGGUGGAUCGUACUCGGACCUUACCAUGAGAAGUUUGAGGGCCUGAGUCUGGUGGCAGAGUGUCUGUUUUCUUUGCUGAACGGCGACGACAUGUUCACCACCUUCGCCCAGCUGAAGGACAAGAACACGCUGGUGUGGCUCUUCAGUCGUGCUUACCUCUACUCCUUCAUCUCGCUCUUCAUCUACAUGGUGCUGUCGCUCUUCAUCGCCCUCAUCACAGACGCCUACGAGACCAUCAAGAACUACCAGAAAGAUGGCUUCCCGCUGACAGACCUGCAUAAGUUCCUCCACGAUCAGAAGGAUAUCACAGCUUCAGAGGGGAGCAGACAACCAGACGUCCACUUUGGAUACCCGCUCAUCUGCUGCUGUGCACGACAGCAUGAAAAGGAUGAAGUCACACUCAUCAGCUGACAAAAGUCUCACCUCCCAAAGAAGCUGGAAGACAACUGGACUUGACACAAUCUUCCCUGGCUUGUGAGUGAGUGGCUGAGUCCAGCAGGUACAAAGUGUGUGUGCAAGAGAGACAUCUUCAAGUCUUAGUCCAGCAGGUACAAAGUGUGUGUGCAAGAGAGACAUCUUCAAGUCUUAGUCCAGCAGGUACAAAGUGUGUGUGCAAGAGAGACAUCUUCAAGUCUUAGUCCAGCAGGUACAAAGUGUGUGUGCAAGAGAGACAUCUUCAAGUCUUAGUCCAGCAGGUACAAAGUGUGUGUGCAAGAGAGACAUCUUCAAGUCUUAGUCCAGCAGGUACAAAGUGUGUGUGCAAGAGAGACAUCUUCAAGUCUUAGUCCAGCAGGUACAAAGUGUGUGUGCAAGAGAGACAUCUUCAAGUCUUAGUCCAGCAGGUACAAAGUGUGUGUGCAAGAGAGACAUCUUCAAGUCUUAGUCCAGCAGGUACAAAGUGUGUGUGCAAGAGAGACAUCUUCAAGUCUUAGUCCAGCAGGUACAAAGUGUGUGUGCAAGAGAGACAUCUUCAAGUCUUAGUCCAGCAGGUACAAAGUGUGUGUGCAAGAGAGACAUCUUCAAGUCUUAGUCCAGCAGGUACAAAGUGUGUGUGCAAGAGAGACAUCUUCAAGUCUUAGUCCAGCAGGUACAAAGUGUGUGUGCAAGAGAGACAUCUUCAAGUCUUAGUCCAGCAGGUACAAAGUGUGUGCGCAAGAGAGACAUCUUCAAGUCUUAGUCCAGCAGGUACAAAGUGUGUGUGCAAGAGAGACAUCUUCAAGUCUUAGUCCAGCAGGUACAAAGUGUGUGUGCAAGAGAGACAUCUUCAAGUCUUAGUCCAGCAGGUACAAAGUGUGUGUGCAAGAGAGACAUCUUCAAGUCUUAGUCCAGCAGGUACAAAGUGUGUGUGCAAGAGAGACAUCUUCAAGUCUCAGCAGAUGUUGUCGGCCAUCAGGCUGACUCUUGUGUGCACAGAUGCUGAAAAAGAACUGCACUUGUGUUUGUGUGUGAGAAUCUUACUUUAUCUUGUUUACAAUGAAUUAUUGCAAAGUAAAAACAAAGUCUGAUGUC
Nerophis ophidion (straightnose pipefish) is the source of this 2893-nucleotide messenger RNA. It is a transcript of the gene mcoln2, whose product is annotated as mucolipin TRP cation channel 2. The record is from RefSeq and is a predicted model, not a curated record. The transcript has 14 exons. Gene Ontology annotation, cellular component: membrane. Bases 125 to 1795 code for a protein of 556 amino acids. Gene Ontology annotation, molecular function: NAADP-sensitive calcium-release channel activity. Lineage: Eukaryota; Metazoa; Chordata; Actinopteri; Syngnathiformes; Syngnathidae.